GCAUCAGAGAUACAGAGACUAGAAGAGUCACAGAAAAAUGUAAAAAUAAUAAUAAGAAGAAAUAAAUAAAUAGAUAGGGGGGGGAAGAAAAAUGUACUUAGGUACAGUAACAUAGUAUACUUGGAAGUAUACUUCGUUACUUCCCAUCACUAGUCGCUAGUUCCGCUUCUCCAGUCUUCUCGCCAUAGCGGAAUUACCAUCGAAGGGCCCAAAAAGAUAGAAGGGGGUGGAAAAAAGUUGCACUGUUUAUAGUUGUCACUUUUUUUCUACUUGACUUGACUUAUGCCCGAGUUUCAGAUGAAGUACUGUACUUUUCUUGGAAUUACGAACCUCUUUUAAAGCACCGAGGAAGGAUCGAACACGGGCAGUCGAGGAGUUCUGUUCACGUUCCAACUGCCGUGGAAGCUCUCCGUUCUACCUUCCUCUCGUGCCUGCACAUCCUGCGGUGGUGCAUGAGCACACGUGUGCUUCAGGGCUGCUCCCUCUCCGCUUGCCGCCCUGUCCGUCCUCGCCCCCCCGCCCCCGCCCCAUCCUCCUCAUCUCCUGUGAAAACAACAAAAACAAACUCUUGUGUGAGCAAUGUGCGACAACAGCGACCCCGAGGACAAGCCCCCUGCCCCGCCGGUCCGCAUGAGCAGCACCAUCUUCAGCACCAGCUCCAGUAAAGACUCGCUGUCGGCGAACCACAGCUCCAAGCCGCUACCGUCGGUACCAGAGGAGCGAAAGCCUCGUAGCAAGAUCAUCUCCAUCUUUUCCGGGGCGGAGAAAGGCGGAAGAAAGAAAGAUCGAGACAAGGAGCGACCGGAGAUUUCGCCGCCUUCCGAUUUUGAACACACCAUACAUGUUGGCUUUGAUGCUGUCACGGGGGAGUUCACUGGAAUGCCGGAGCAGUGGGCUCGGCUACUCCAGACCUCGAACAUCACCAAGUCGGAACAAAAGAAGAACCCGCAGGCCGUGCUGGACGUCCUCAAGUUCUACGACUCCACAGGCAACGGGCGGCAGAAGUACCUCAGCUUCUCAUCUUCUGAAAAAGAAGCAUUCACUCCAGGGCCACAGUCUCCAGUCAAAAAAGGCGCCGAGCCAACAUCCCCGACUAUCAAAGCCAUUGACGACGACGAUGACGACGAAGCCCCGCCUCCCGCCGUGGCUCCCAGACCGGAACAUACCAAGAGUGUGUACACGCGCUCCGUCAUCGACCCCCUCCCCGCGCCCAGCCUGAGCACGGACGGCGAUGCGGCGUCCAAGGCCACCGACAGACAGAAGAAGAAGGGCAAGAUGUCGGAUGAGGAAAUCAUGGACAAACUGAGAACUAUAGUCAGCAUUGGCGACCCCAAGAAGAAAUACACCAGAUAUGAGAAAAUUGGGCAGGGAGCUUCUGGAACAGUCUUCACUGCCAUCGACGUUGCCACAGGACAAGAGGUGGCCAUUAAACAGAUCAACCUCCAAAAGCAGCCCAAGAAGGAGCUGAUCAUCAACGAGAUCCUGGUGAUGAAGGAGCUCAAGAACCCCAACAUUGUCAACUUCCUCGACAGUUUCCUGAUGGGGGAGGAGCUGUUUGUGGUGAUGGAGUACCUGGCGGGAGGCUCACUCACCGACGUGGUCACGGAGACGUGCAUGGACGAAGCCCAAAUAGCCGCCGUGUGCAGAGAGUGUUUACAAGCGUUGGACUUCUUGCACGCCAACCAGGUCAUUCACAGAGACAUUAAAAGUGACAACGUGCUGCUCGGCAUGGACGGCUCCGUCAAGCUGACCGACUUCGGCUUCUGCGCCCAGAUCACUCCGGAGCAAAGCAAGCGCAGCACCAUGGUGGGAACGCCCUACUGGAUGGCCCCCGAGGUGGUGACCCGCAAGGCCUAUGGGCCCAAAGUGGACAUCUGGUCGCUGGGUAUCAUGGCCAUCGAGAUGGUGGAGGGAGAGCCCCCCUACCUGAAUGAGAACCCGCUACGAGCCUUGUAUCUGAUCGCCACCAACGGGACGCCCGAGCUGCAGAACCCCGAGAAGCUGUCGCCGGUCUUCCGAGACUUCCUCAACCGAUGCCUGGAGAUGGACGUGGAGAAGCGAGGCGGCGGGAAAGAGCUCCUGCAGCAUCCCUUCCUGAAGCUGGCCAAGCCGCUGUCCAGCCUCACGCCGCUCAUCCUGGCCGCCAAGGAGGCCAUGAAAGGCAAUCGUUAAGAAGACCACACACACACCACGUGCCAACCGUUUCAAAUUUGUGCCAGACUGAAAGUAAAAAAUGAAAUCAAAUAAAAAAUCACUGUGAAGAAGACCAAAACAUGUCAAGCAUGAAAGACACGGGUGCGUGCACACACACACACACACACACACACACACACACACACACACACACCAUUCGCUGUCCAUAUGAAGUCUGACAAACUCUGGUUAGGACUGGGCUUGUAUUUAAUGAAGAUGAUGCCUCGUUCUAGUUUUUAGUGUUAUUGUCAUUUUUUUUAAUCGACUGCCUUAAACAAAUGCAAAAGUGUUGUCUAAUGUAUUGUUGAUUUGUGUCCCUCCUGUGAUUUGUACUACCUUUUUGUAAUUUUACCUUUCUCCGCUCUGUCAGCGUCUUUGUAGUUCUUUUGAUACUUGAAUAUCUCUUUCUCUCUUUCUGUCUCUCAUUCUAUUUCAUUCGACUGCUUUUAUAGGAAACAUUUCAAGAGCACGAUGGUGUCUUUCUGUUGAAUUCACACACACUCACACGACAGAGCUACUGUACCACGUUAGUCCUUUGAUAGCAGAGGUGCACCUUACAGGAAAGUUCAUUUUACAUGGACAGGGUUUAUAUUUUCUUCUCUAUUUGUUGAUAUUAAAAAUGGAAAAAUUGUUA
Molecule: messenger RNA, 2827 nt
Organism: Phyllopteryx taeniolatus (common seadragon)
Lineage: Eukaryota; Metazoa; Chordata; Actinopteri; Syngnathiformes; Syngnathidae
Gene: pak2b
Product: p21 protein (Cdc42/Rac)-activated kinase 2b
Exons: 15
Coding region: 580-2172 (530 amino acids)
Biological process (GO): intracellular signal transduction; regulation of axonogenesis; protein phosphorylation
Cellular component (GO): cytoplasm
Molecular function (GO): ATP binding; protein serine/threonine kinase activity
Source: RefSeq, a predicted model, not a curated record